Messenger RNA from Parastagonospora nodorum SN15, 402 nucleotides. RefSeq lists its product as hypothetical. NCBI's taxonomy places the organism in Eukaryota, Fungi, Ascomycota, Dothideomycetes, Pleosporales, Phaeosphaeriaceae. The transcript is spliced from 4 exons. The record is from RefSeq and is a predicted model, not a curated record. Bases 1 to 402 code for a protein of 133 amino acids.
AUGUUCAUCCAGCGAUUGAGGCAGUGGGUCUUAUUCUUGGCUGAUUUCGCGCCUUCUCAAGAAGGUCAUAGUGAGACAAUUCUGAAUCCUUCCAACUCGGUGAAGCAUGUUGAUCACAGACUUGUCGUCGCUGAAGCAAUUAGAGUUUCCAACUCAUGUUGCGAGGCUAUUGCAAAACAACUGAAGAGCAGAGUUGCUUUCCCAAAUAACCAGCAGUUCACAACAUCGAGCAAGACAUCCAGCCAAGAUGCGUGGUGCUACCGGAAUCUGCGGAUGAAGUCUCGCAAGUCGUGCAAACCUUAUCCGCUGGUAUACACGUGUGGCAAGAUCGGUGUCGAUAUGCUAUACGAGGCGCAGGACACACCCCUUUUGCUGGUGCAGCAAACAUUGAAGAUGGCAUAG